Molecule: messenger RNA, 1052 nt
Organism: Erigeron canadensis
Lineage: Eukaryota; Viridiplantae; Streptophyta; Magnoliopsida; Asterales; Asteraceae
Product: pre-mRNA cleavage factor Im 25 kDa subunit 2
Exons: 7
Coding region: 120-734 (204 amino acids)
Cellular component (GO): mRNA cleavage factor complex
Molecular function (GO): mRNA binding
Source: RefSeq, a predicted model, not a curated record
UAAAUUUCACCAUAUACCAAUUAAUCUAUUUACCAUUUUAUUUCCCCCCUCCCAAUCGAACAAAUAAUCAAUCAAUCUCAAUCAACAGGAAGAAACGCAGCGAGAGAGAGAGAGAGAGAAUGGUGAGCGCAUCGUCGUCAUCAGCAAUCGUAAACACAUACCCAUUAUCGAGCUACUCUUUUGGUACCAAAGAACCCAAAAUGGAAAAAGAUACUUCUGUUGCCGAUCGUCUUGCUCGUAUGAAACUCAACUACAUGAAAGAAGGUAUGAGGACCAGUGUCGAAGCAAUCUUACUGGUGCAAGAGCAUAAUCAUCCUCACAUUCUUCUUCUGCAAAUCGGCAACACAUUCUGUAAACUUCCUGGUGGCCGACUGAAACCAGGAGAGAAUGAAAUUGAUGGCCUGAAAAGGAAACUGUCAAGCAAACUCGCUGCUAAUUCACCUAAUAUGCAACCAAAUUGGCAGAUUGGCGAGUGUGUGGCUGUAUGGUGGAGGCCAAACUUUGAAACUAUUAUGUACCCAUAUUGCCCUCCCCAUAUCUCAAAACCGAAGGAAUGCAAGAAACUCUAUGUUGUACACUUGUCAGAAAGGGAGUAUUUUGCCGUGCCCAAAAAUCUGAAACUUCUUGCUGUUCCAUUGUUUGAGCUUUACGAUAAUGUUCAGAGAUAUGGACCAGUAAUUUCAACUAUACCGCAGCAGCUUUCAAGAUUUCAGUUCAACAUGAUCCAUGCAUAAGUUUGUAUCAGAUUAAUGGUGUUUCCUUCCAGGAGCUUUAAAUUCUAUUAGUAUUCAGAAGUUAUCGUUAUUUUACGAACUUGAUCCAGAUAUCAUGACCAUUACUUUUAUCUAUGAGGGGUAGAGAGAGACCAUAGACACUAUUGACUUGUAUGUUAUGCUAUGUUGCGUUCUGCUUGGAAAUUUCUGUUUGUUUGUAACUCCUAUCUGGAUAGGAAUAGUUCAGGCAGGCCCUUCUUUGUACAAGGGAUUUGCAGUUGAUGUACUUUGUCUUAAGUGUCAUUUUUAUCUGAGAGAAAGGCUUCCUCAUGUUUUUAA